GACAUCUUCGUUCUGUCGAAAUCCGAGCUACGAGCUACGAUGAGCUUUGGCUUGUACAGACUGCCUAAGAACUCAUCAUAUCUGCCACAUGACGUCAUAAUAUGCACGUCAUAAGACGCGAAUGGAUGGAAAAGACGUCAGAGUGCGUGAAAGGCUGGGAGAAUUCCACAGCUCCUUGCAGGACUUUCCGAUAAACGAUGCUCUGUCUGACGCACUGCGAUCUAAUAACCACGGUAGGUUGAUCCUGUAUUUGAAGCUUGUUUGCCGAAUGAAUCUCGAAUAAGUCCGCCUAUCUCCCGAGGCCAAGUCAUUUGAUUAUUAUCGUCGUAUGAACCAAAGCAGGAUGGCAUAUUAACGAACAGAAAAAUCAAGAGGUGCGCGACGGCAAUUGAAUCAUUCCGUGUUUGUUCAGUUUCUGUGAGGAAAGACGAAGAUUCGAAUGAUCUGUCAGCUAAGAAGAAGAGAGACGCGUUUAAAACACACGAGACGAGAUUAAAAAAUAAAAUGAAUGAAUUCUAUCUCAUCUGCAUUACGCUUGCAUUACAAAUCUGUAUAAUUCCCAGUCUGGCUGUGCCGGAACUAAAAUUGGUGCAUGUAUUGUUCGCACAUAAAUUGCACGCGCCAAAGAAAAACAACGCGAAAAAUGAUCCGGAAAUAAGCAUCCCGCAAAACUUAUCAUACGAAUACUUCACUUCCGCUGCGACGGACAUGUCGAAAAACGCGAAGCUCAACAUGUACAAUUUCGGUGUGCAUUUGCGCAAGAUCUACGGAGACUUUUUAGGCGAUCUAUAUUUUUCCGACAUUAUGAAAAUGCGCACGACGGAGUACACCUUGUCAAUGUUAUCGGCCCAGCUUGUUAACGCCGGUUUGUGGCCUCCCUCGAAUAGUCAAACGUGGAUGGAAGGUUUCAACUGGCAGCCGAUACCAUCCGAUUACUUGGAAUUAGAGGACGACACGUUACUGCUGGGUUCUCUGUGUCCAAAUUUUGUUUCACAGAUGGACGAAAUAUUGCGAAGGAAUGAAACUCGAAAGAUGAUGGCGCAGUAUCAACCUCUCUUCGACCAUCUUUCUGAAUACACCAAGAGGGAAAUCAAUACACCGUCGGAUGUGGCUGUCUUGUAUGCGAUUUUAGAAACGAUGGCUGACCAAAGUGAAAUAUUACCGAAUUGGGCGAUGGACGUGUUUCCCGAUGGUGCAAUGUACAAUGUGUCCUUGCUGGAAUAUGAUCUACUCUCGGAGACUCUUCUGCAGAGGCAGCUUAACGGUGGAAUUCUCUUAGAAGAAAUUAUCGGCAACUCGUUGAAGUACUCAAUGGGCGAUAUAUCGAAAAAACGAAAACUAAUGCUGUACAGCGGCGACGAAAGAAAUAUCGUCGGAGUUCUAAAAAGUCUCGAUCUUUGGUCGCCUCACAUUCCCAACGAAGCAGCCGCAUUGAUCUUUGAAUUGUACUUUGACAACGAUAUCAACUUAUACGGAAUGAAGAUCAAUUAUUACACUGGUAUCGAUGACAAGACGAUCUCUCUGUCACUGCCGAAUUGUACAGAGAUUUGCCCGUUGCAGACUUUAAUAGACAUUGCUUUCGUUACGAUACCGCAGAAUCCGCAAUCUUUAUGCGGAUGGUCCGUGAGAAAUCCCGCAGAAACGGAAGAUCAGUUAAACAGAAGUGAGGAAUCCAAUUCUACGAAUCAUAAUCUCAGCAAGAAUCUAAUAUUUAUUUUAAUAUUAUUAAAUCUUAAGUUUGGCAACUUUUAAUUCUUUAAACAGCCACGUGUACAGUGGAAACAUUUUAUUUAAUGACUAAAAUAAUGGAUGAAACAUUUUAUUGCUCUAAAUGUUGAGAAAAGCGCGAAACAUAUUCAAGAUUUGUUAAAAAAUGUUAUUAUAAUACUUGUUAUAAUACCAAUAUAAAUAC
Linepithema humile (Argentine ant) is the source of this 1912-nucleotide messenger RNA. Its product is annotated as venom acid phosphatase Acph-1-like. Gene Ontology annotation, biological process: dephosphorylation. NCBI's taxonomy places the organism in Eukaryota, Metazoa, Arthropoda, Insecta, Hymenoptera, Formicidae. The record is from RefSeq and is a predicted model, not a curated record. Gene Ontology annotation, molecular function: phosphatase activity.